CCAGAACUGACUCCCCUGCACCCAAACUCCUCCGCCAAAUUCAGUCCCCUCCGAAACCACCGAAGCUUCAGCAAUCACCGGAGCAUUACAAGGUAGUAUGUUUUCAACUCCUAGAAACCCAGCAGAGACUAAUGUAACCCACAACAGAUUGAAGUUGAAGUGAAGUCAAACUGCUUUGCUGUGUUUGAAAAUGGAGGCCAUUCUUGUUCUGAGCACUGCAUCUGUUUCUGGGUCUCUCAAUUCCAACCGUCUUUCUAUUCUUUCGCAUCAAUCACAACCUUCUCAAACUCGAGCUCUGGCACGCAAGAUAAUCCGGACAUGGAAGCUGGAAGAGUGUUCCAAUGCAAAAGACUAUUAUGUAGAUUGUGUACCACUAAUACAGAGUUUAAGUAGACGAAAGAUGCCUCAUUUAGCUCAUGAAGUUUUACUUGAGAUGAAAUCAGAGGGUCUUGUGCCGAGCAACUCCACUCUAUCGGCUGUAAUGCUAUGUCAUGCGAAUAAUGGCCUUUUCCCUCAAGCUGAGGCAAUUUGGGAUGAAAUGUUAAACAGUUCUUUUGUGCCCAGUAUUCAGAUUGUGUCGGAGCUAUUUAAUGUGUAUGGCAGUGUAGGAUGUUUUGGAAAAGUGAAUGAAAUUGUGGGUCAGAUAAGAUCGAGGAAUUUAAGUUUGUUACCGGAGGUUUACUCACUAGCUAUAUCUUGCUUUGGGAAGGGAGGGCAGCUUAGAUUGAUGGAAGAUACAUUGAAAGAAAUGGUUUCAAGGGGCUUCCGGGUAGACUCGGCCACUGGUAAUGGCUUUAUCAGGUACUACAGCAUAUUUGGUUCUCUGACUGAGAUGGAGACCGCUUAUGACCGCCUUAAGAGGUCCAGGUUUUUGAUAGAGGAAGAGGGAAUCCGGGCAAUGUCUUUGGCGUAUCUAAAGAAAAGGAGGUUCUAUAGUUUAGCUGAGUUCCUUAAGAGUGUUGGUCUAGGUAGAAGAAACUUGGGAAAUCUAUUAUGGAACCUAUUGUUGCUAUCCUAUGCUGCCAAUUUUAAGAUGAAAAGCUUACAAAGAGAAUUUCUGAGAAUGGCGGAAGCUGGAUUCCACCCUGAUCUCACUACAUUUAAUAUUCGUGCCCUGGCUUUUUCAAGAAUGUCUCUACUCUGGGAUCUCCAUCUUACUCUUGAACACAUGAAACAUGAGGAAGUUGUUCCGGAUCUGGUGACUUGUGGUUGUAUUGUUGACGCAUAUUUGGACAGAAGACUGGGAAGAAACUUGUAUUUUGCUUUAAACAAAAUGAACUUGGAUGAUUCUCCGGUAGUCUUAACAGAUCCAUUUGUAUUUGAAGUUCUGGGGAAAGGCGACUUCCAUGCAAGCUCAGAGGCAUUUUUGGAGUUUCGGAAGCAGAAGGGAUGGACUUAUAGGAAGCUAAUUUCAGUAUAUUUGAAAAAGCAAUACCGGAGGGACCAGAUAUUCUGGAAUUACUGAAUAGUGACCUCCACCAUGUGUAAAGACAUGUCUGUAAAAAUUAUUGUCUUGGACUGGAGUGACACUUUCUGAAUAUUGG
Molecule: messenger RNA, 1544 nt
Organism: Argentina anserina (silverweed cinquefoil)
Lineage: Eukaryota; Viridiplantae; Streptophyta; Magnoliopsida; Rosales; Rosaceae
Product: pentatricopeptide repeat-containing protein At3g42630
Exons: 2
Coding region: 191-1465 (424 amino acids)
Molecular function (GO): protein binding
Source: RefSeq, a predicted model, not a curated record